Messenger RNA from Sus scrofa (pig), 968 nucleotides. RefSeq names its product cytochrome c oxidase assembly factor 1 (gene COA1). The record is from RefSeq and is a predicted model, not a curated record. Gene Ontology annotation, biological process: mitochondrial respiratory chain complex I assembly; mitochondrial respiratory chain complex IV assembly. NCBI's taxonomy places the organism in Eukaryota, Metazoa, Chordata, Mammalia, Artiodactyla, Suidae. Gene Ontology annotation, cellular component: mitochondrial inner membrane.
CACCUGCAGAGACGCCAGGCACCAACCUGCACCUCGCUCGCCCGGGUCCGGGGUCCGCCAGCGGCGGGCUCGUCCCGACGCUCUAGCCCACGGGGAGGCGACGCCGGAAGUCUCGACUGCUCUCCGCGGGGCGGGGCCGCCCGCCGGCCUCCGCGCUCCCCCCGCCCCGCGGCUCCCACCGGACGUCCGGGAGGAGCCCUCCCGCUCUCCGCGGCGGCGUGGGCAGCUCUCCUUCGGUGAUUGCCAAGGACGCUGGGCUGCGAAGUGGCAAAAGGGAACACGUGUUUUGGGACCAGGUUCCCCACCAGCCUGUCCUCAAGUUAGACAGCAGUCUCCAGGAAGCAGGAUGUCAGUGCCUCUGGGGAAACUGGUCUUUUUCAGCAGCGUGGCCACUAGCGGGACGUGCACCCUCUUGUAUUUCCUGAUACAGAAAAUGUUCUCUAGGGCUUCCUAUUACCAGCUGGCACUGGAGCAUCUGCACAGCCACGCUGAGGCCCUGGAAGCCCUGGGCACCCCUCUCAGCGUUCACUAUCUCCAGCUUACCGACAAGUACAACUUUGAGGACAUCGCCGAUGCCCAGCUGAGGAUUCCGGUCUCUGGACCCAAGUCGGAGGGCCACCUCUACGUCAGCUCGUCCAGAGAGGGCCCCUUUAGGAGGUGGAACCUUCAGGAGGUCUUCUUGGAGCUCAGGGAUGGGCACCGGAUUCCCGUGUUCAAGCCCAGCGGGGAGGGGCCCGCGAGGUGAGAGGGGCGUGGAGGAGGUCGAGGCCGGCCGCCCUGGAACCGGGCCCCGUCGCCACGGGCCUGCGCCUGUCGGCCCGUGGUGACCUCCGUGCCAUUCUGCUUUGACCACAGUGAACCCGCUCGUGCUUUUUAAUUUAAUCCUAAACCUGCUGUAACAUCCAAAGUCACCUGGAAGUUCUCUGUAUAGCCCAAAAUAAAAGGAACCGGUUAUCAGUGAUGUUUGC